This is a messenger RNA of Auanema sp. JU1783, 2910 nucleotides long. Lineage: Eukaryota; Metazoa; Nematoda; Chromadorea; Rhabditida; Rhabditidae. The record is from the annotation of a GenBank genome assembly.
AUGGACGCCGAUCUCUAUGAUGAAUUCGGUAACUACAUCGGACCCGAUUUGGACUCCGAUGAUGAUGAUGAUGAUGUACCAGUACCAGGAGAUGAAGACGAUGAACAGAAUGAUGAUGAUCAAGAGCAAAUGGAUGAUGACGCCGAAGAAGUUCUGCAGAAUCAGAUCGUAUUGCAUGAGGACAAAAAAUAUUACUCAACAGCCCUUGAGAUUUACGGAGAGAAUGUUGAAACAUUAGUUCAAGAAGAAGAUGCACAGCCUUUAACUGAACCUAUUAUUAAGCCUAUGACACAGAGGAAGUUCCAGGCUAUUGAACACAACUUGCCUCGCACCACUUACAAUAAGGAAUACUUGGCUGAUUUAAUGGAUUGCCCUCAUGUAAUAAGAAAUAUUGCUAUCGCUGGACAUUUGCAUCAUGGAAAAACAACGUUCAUUGACUGUUUGAUGGAGCAAACUCAUCCUGGGUUCUUCCGUGGUGAAGAAAAAGAAACUAAAUACACUAGUACUUUGUUCAUUGAACAACAACGUGGAUGUUCGACCAGAGCAAUGCCCAUCAGUAUUGUUAUGCAAGAUACUCGACACAAAAGUUACUUACUCAAUAUCAUUGAUACCCCAGGACACGUUAACUUCUCUGACGAACUGACCGCAGCUUACCGUUUAGCUGAUGGAGUUGUUGUUAUUGUUGACGCCCACGAAGGAGUCAUGAUGUCAACUGAGAGAGCUGUUAAGCAUGCCAUUCAAGAACGACUUCCAGUUGUUCUUUGUAUUAACAAAAUUGAUCGUCUUCUUCUUGAGUUGAAGCUUCCACCUGCUGAGGCUUACUUCAAAAUUCGCAUGAUUAUUGAUCAAGUUAAUGCUCUUUUGAAAACUUUCUGUGAAGAUGAUGCUCCGGUUAUGUCACCAUUGUCUGGAAAUGUUAUUUUUGCCUCCAGCAGAUACAACGUUUGCUUCUCCCUUCUCUCCUUUGCCCAUGUAUAUGCCAAACAACACGCUGGUUUCGACCCUAAUGAAUUCGCAAGAAGACUUUGGGGAGAUAUCUAUUUCGAUAAAAAGACAAGAAAGUUCUCUAAGAAACCUUUCACUGGAGCAAGUCAGAGAACCUUUGUUGAUUUCAUUCUUGAGCCUAUCUAUAAGAUCUUCAGUCAGAUUGUUGGAGACGUUGAUACUUGCCUCCCUUACAUGAUGAAUGAGUUGGGAAUAAGAUUAAGCAAAGAGGAACAGAAAAUGAAUGUCAGACCUCUUAUUGCCUUAGUAUGCAAGAGAUUCUUUGGUGACUUCACAGCUUUUGUCGAUCUUGUAGUCAAAAACAUAAAGUCCCCUCAAGAAAAUGCCAAAACAAAAAUUGAACAGACCUGGCUGGGACCCGCUGACAGUAAACUUGCUCAAGAGAUGUACAAAUGUGACGCUAAUGGUCCAUUGAUGGUUCACACUACUAAGAAUUACCCGACAGACGAUGCCACAUCAUUCAGAGUCUUUGGAAGAGUUUUGAAUGGAACUCUGGAAGCUGGAGCUGAAGUACGUAUACUCGGAGAAAAGUACAGUAUUCAAGAUGAAGAAGAUUGCCGCAGUCUACCAGUCGGGCGUCUCUGGGUUCAUAUGGCUCGGUAUCAAAUCGAAGUUAAUAGAGUUCCUGCUGGUUGUUGGGUACUCAUUGAGGGAGUCGAUCAACCGAUUGUGAAAACCGCCACCAUUGCUGAGUUACAUUAUGAGGAAGAUAUGUACAUCUUCCGUCCUCUGAAGUUCAACACCAAGAGUGUAGUCAAACUUGCUAUCGAACCAAUCAAUCCCUCAGAAUUACCGAAGAUGCUCGACGCUCUGAGAAAGGUUAAUAAAUCUUAUCCUUUGUUGACCACCCGUGUCGAAGAAUCUGGAGAACAUGUUAUUUUGGGUACAGGUGAACUCUAUAUGGACUGUGUUAUGCAUGAUUUGAGAAAGGUUUUCUCCGAAAUCGACAUCAAGGUAGCAGACCCUGUUGUCACUUUCUGCGAAACUGUUGUUGAAACAUCUUCCCUCAAAUGUUUCGCUGAAACCACCAACAAGAAAAACAAAAUCACCAUCAUUGCCGAGCCUUUGGAGAAAGGAUUGGCCGAAGACAUUGAAAAUGAGGUUGUUCAAAUUGGUUGGAAUAAAAGAAGACUUGGAGAGUUCUUCCAAACUAAGUACGAUUGGGAUCUUUUGGCUGCUCGUUCUAUCUGGGCUUUCGGACCAGAUACAUCUGGACCUAAUGUUUUUCUUGAUGACACUCUUCCUUCAGAAGUUGAUAAACAUCUUUUGGGAUCUGUUAGAGAAUCCCUGGUUCAAGGUUUCCAAUGGGCCACUCGUCUUGGACCACUUUGUGAAGAACCAAUCAGAAAUGUGAAAUUCAAGAUGCUCGAUGCUUCUAUUGCUAAUGAACCCUUAUAUAGAGGAGGAGGACAGAUCAUCCCAGCAUCAAGAAGAUGCGUCUACUCUGCAUUUUUGAUGGCAACACCACGCUUGAUGGAACCUUAUUAUACUGUAGAAGUAAUUGCACCAGCAGAUUGUGUUUCAUCAGUAUAUAACGUUCUCGCCAAGAGAAGAGGUCACGUAAAUAAAGAUGCUCCACUUCCCGGUUCACCCAUGUACACUAUUCAAGCUUUCAUACCUGUUAUGGACUCCUUCGGAUUCGAAACUGAUCUGAGAACACAUACUCAGGGUCAAGCUUUCUGUUUGUCAGUGUUUAGUCAUUGGCAGAUUGUACCUGGAGAUCCACUGGAUAAGUCUAUUGUGAUUCGCCCUCUUGAGCUCCAGCCUACUCCUCAUCUUGCUAGAGAAUUCAUGGUGAAGACAAGACGACGCAAAGGAUUACCAGAGGACGUAUCUGUCAACAAGUUCUUCGACGAUCCUAUGCUGCUAGAGUUAGCCAAGCAGCAUGAUUUCGCUGGCUUUUAA